This is a messenger RNA of Salvia hispanica, 1605 nucleotides long. RefSeq names its product phosphoribosylformylglycinamidine synthase. The record is from RefSeq and is a predicted model, not a curated record. NCBI's taxonomy places the organism in Eukaryota, Viridiplantae, Streptophyta, Magnoliopsida, Lamiales, Lamiaceae.
GUUUCUCUCUCUAUGAAACGUAAUGAGCUGCUUUCACUCUCUCUCUCUUCAGCCACUGAUGCACCUCAGUUUCUCCGACUGCCGCCGUUUCCGCCGCGCUGCAGUCACAUCCGCCGCGCGGCGCCACCACCGCCGCCGUCUGCUCAAGUAUUCGCCCAAUUAUCUGUCGGCGACGCCUGAGCAUCAUCAGCCGGCCGUAUUCAAGCUCUCCGACGACACGCUCCAGAUAAACCUAAAAUCCCCUUCCACCGCGCUCCAAAAGCUCGAUACGAAGCUCCGCGAGGCUCUGGAUGACCUCAGGACUACCGUCGCCGUCGACGCCAGCACCGGUGCGGUCGUGAUUUCGUGCAGGAGGUCGACCGUUGAGUUUUUCUCGGCGCUGUUUGUUUCCGGUUUGGUGCUUGUGGUUGUUUUUAGGAGUCUGUUCAGAAUGCGGGAGAGUGGCGGCGAAGUGCUGAUUUACAAGAGGGAUAGGAGUCUGGGCGGGAAGGAAGUGGUGGUUGGGAAGAGGGAGGAUAGUUGGCCCACGAGGCGGCCAUCUGCGACGCCGUUGAGCUCGGAAAAUGGGGAUUAUUAUGACCGGGGUAAAAGAAAUGGAAGGAAUAAUGCGUUGAGGAGGAGGAGGAAGGAGGAAUUGCCUCAGUGGUGGCCCAAGGUUGUGAGUCAAGGUCCCGUUGAUGUCGAAAAUAAAGAUGAAUACCAGAGAUUAGCUAACCAAUUGAUUCAAGUAAUCAUGGAUCGAAAAAUGAAUGGGGAGGACAUUUCAACAAAUGAGAUAGUACAGCUACGUCACUUAUGCAAGACAUAUGGAGUCAGGGCCUUCAUUAGCACUGAAAAUGCACGCAAUUCACUUUACCGUGUGUCAGUUAAUUUUGUUUUGGACUACUGUGCAAGCAUACCGGAUUUAUCCUCCUCAAUUGAGAUUAACGGUGAGGGUGUGCGCGAGUUCAUAGCUGGAUUUUCUGAUAACCUUGGGCUUGAUAGUUAUCAUGCUGCAAGAAUGGUAUCUGCAGCUGUUGCUGCACGCACACGGUCAAAAAUCCUACAGGCUUGGGCGCUAGAAGUCCAAAAUAAACAUUCUGAAGCACUAGUCGAGCUAUUCAAAGUAUGUCUAAUUCACCGGAUCUUCCCUCCUGAGGAGAACUCGCCUGAGAUGGAAAUGGUAGCUCGAAGCCUUGACAAGUCCUUAAACAUAGAUCAAAGAGAACAUUUGUUGAACUCCUUUAUUUCUGUUUGUGGUGACAAUAUUGAUCAAGGUGUCGUGGAAGCACUGGGUCUGGUUAGUGCCAAAGAUGAGCAGGGAACCCAGCAUGUUUUAUAAUGCACACACAUUUCGGAACAGGACUACCACAAUGUACGAUAUUCGAAUCACAUAGGUUUUUUUAGGUCUGCAGCAACUGCUGGAGCCUGGGAAUUUUUGCCUUGAUAAAGCUCCUUCAAGCAGAUUAACUCAUUUCGCUUUAGUCUCGAGCAAUUUGGAGAUUGAAUUCGUCGAUACUUUUGCUUUUUCAGAUAAGAAAUGUAUGUUAGUAGGCUGAUGUAGUGACCAUAAUCAACAUCUGGCGAAUAUGCUAGCUUCUUCUAAUACAUGUUCAUGGUUAUGUA